AUGCAAAAAUACUUAUUGGAUAAUCUGCCACUUUCUUUACAAGAGAGAAACUUGCUGUAUGCAAAUGGAUAAUAGGUGUAUGAUUAAGUGAUUAGGGAUGGAGGCUUUGUGAAGGUAUUUAUUUAAUUUUACAAAAAUAGGUUUAUUGUCAAAGAGAUCUGCCUGCAUAUUUAAAAGAGGAUGAUUGGGUGACCUUUUAUCAAAGCAAGGUGAUUGCCUAUGAAUACAAAUCGAUGGUUGAUGGUUCUUGCAUCGGAAAACCUUACUAUUAUAAUUUUAGUGAAAUGUUAAAAAUCUAUGAAGAGAAGUCUUUAUCUUGGUUAAAACAUCAAAUUAGCAUUCUCACAAUAGACCCAAAAGCAUUAGAGAUGAUAAAUGUGUUUUUUAAUUUCGAAGCUCUUAAAUAAAAUCAUGGAAAUUAAUAUACUGACAUCAGAGUGUAACAACCAGGAUAUGAUUCAUUUUCACCAUGUAGAAUAAAUUAACAAUUGGAGGGAAUGAAGAUUAUGGAUUAUAUAGAUUAUCUCAAUGAUCCAACAAAAUUCAUAAGAAAAGAAGGAUUGCAAGCAGAUCAGCGUUUGUUUGCUGUCAAUGUGAAUAUGCAAGGUUGGGAUAAGGAGAUAAACCACUUGAAAUAGUUCUUACCAAAGUGUUUGAGACCUCAGGGUGAAAAUGACGGAUUAAGUUACUUAAGAUAGGAGAUUGAUGGUGUCAAUAUACCGUAAAUAUAUAUAAAAACAGAUGGAGUGUGGACAGGAGGACAUUAAGAAAACCUGAGUGUUAAUGCUAUCAAUAUCAAUCAUGGACCUGCAGAUUGUGUUUGGAUUACAGUGGAUAAUGAACAUGUGUAAAGAUUAAGAUAAAAAGUCAUAGAAUUAUUUGAAACUGAUAUUUUUAAGAAUGAAGGAUUGUGGUUUAAAGAACCUGAAUUCUUUUUGAAAAAUGGAAUACCAUUUCGAUACACCUUGUAAAAGAAAGGAGACGUAGUUAUAUUGGGUGCGGGCUGUUUGCAUUGGGUAAAGUCCUUAGGACAAACAAUUAAUACAGCUUGGAAUCAGGUGGCUUUAGAUGAUAUGACACUUGAAGCCAUGAGUGAAAGACAUAAGUUAAAUAAAGAAAUCAAUUACAGGACUGUUAUUCCAUAUAAGAAUCUAAUGUUAGACUUAUAUAUACAUGAAAAAUCUUUAUCUUAAAUGACAAUUGAAAGAAUUUAAUUAGAACUUUAAAAUUUCUUUGAUUAGGAAAACAGAAAAUUACACCUUAUAGAUCCCCCAUCAUCUUAAUUGGUUGAAUGUUGUAAAGAGGUUUAAUUAUGUUCCAAAUGUGAACAUGAGAUAUUCUUAUACUUUUAUCAUGACAAUGAGGAGUAUUUGUGUUUAGAGUGUGUAAUAAAUAAACCCAAUCAUAAGAGUUUACCAAUUUCUAUGAAAUACAGAUAUCAUUGCUUUUAUUACUUAUUAUAGGCACAGCCAUCUAAUUGCAACUAAGAAUUCUGUUGUCCUUACACUGGAAAAACUAAAUGUACUAUAUAACAGGAAUUGAAGCCAGCACAAUUCAAACACAAAGGAUAACCAAAAUUAAAUUCAAUGUUACAUGGAACAGACAAAAUGAAGAAAAAGAAAUUUGAUAGAAUGGAUUAUGAAAUAGAUGCAAAAACAUCCAUCUAUAAUGAUAAGUAAAAGACAAGGGGCAGAAAACAAUCCAUCGACAAAUCAUAGCCAGCAAUCAAACGAACUAGAAAUUAUUGA
This is a messenger RNA of Paramecium octaurelia, 1748 nucleotides long. The record is from the annotation of a GenBank genome assembly. Lineage: Eukaryota; Ciliophora; Oligohymenophorea; Peniculida; Parameciidae.